Messenger RNA from Moneuplotes crassus, 1884 nucleotides. The record is from the annotation of a GenBank genome assembly. NCBI's taxonomy places the organism in Eukaryota, Ciliophora, Spirotrichea, Euplotida, Euplotidae.
AACAUGUUUAACAUGCAGCCAACCGGGUUUCAGAGACCAAUGAGUGCGAGCAUCAGCUCUACUCACAGACACACCAGCAGAAGUGUUGAAGGAGAAUGGAUGCGGCAAGCAAAGCAGCAACAAGUCCCUCAUAAAUACAUUUCAAAAGAAAUUAGCGCUAAUAAUCAAGCCUCUGUUGCUGUUAGCAAGGCUCUAAAUAAUCCAAGUUUUAACAAAAGCACAUACAAUACUGAAAAAUCCUGGAGGAGCACUAACUCUAACAUAAAGUCUAACCCAUCAACACGCCCCUCAACAGCAGGAAAUUCUAAAUAAGUUUAAUGUUGGGUACCAGCGAGGAUCAAGCUUUCAAUCCUCACAAAUGCAAGCUAAUAAUGACAUUAUGAUGUCAAAUGCUCCAGAUAAUUACUGCCAUAUGAAAUCUGCACAUGACCAGCUCAGGACGAGACAGGGGACAACCACUUUCCAAAUGGGAAACAAAUAAUGGAAAAAUUGAAACUAGAAAACAACAUAAUAAGUCCUUUGACCAUACCAAGCAAGCUGCUGGCACAUAUAAGCCAAAGGUGCAAGCGCCUAGACACUCAAUGGCAUCCCACAUCACUGGAGGAUUUUCUCAAGUAAAUUCCUCUAGAGAGAAAGGAAAUCACCUCCAAGCUGGCUGAAGAAAAGCUGUUCCAAAUUUUCAUUAUUCUAGCCCAACUAAGAAUAAAAAUGUAACUAUCCAAUCUCCAAAAGGAGGUAAGAAGCCAACGCCACAACGCUCUAGGACUACAACUGCCAGGUCUCAAACAGUAAAGUCUAAAUCAGACGCAGAAAUAUUUGAAACAAACCGCAAGACCAAGAAUGGAGAUGCUUAUGUCUCCCAGACACAUGCUUAUUUCCAAACUUUAAAAAGCCCACCCCAACCAGUGAUGACCAAAGCUGCUUCCUCAAAAUAAUUCUAGUAAUUUGUGGAAUUCCUCAGGAGUUGGCUCAAAGCAGAGGGAAACUCGAAGCAGGGAGAAGAUAAAUACCUUUAACUCAAGCUUUACAAGCGAUAAAUCUAACAAAACUUCUAUCAACCCCUCAACUGAGAGAAUGUUGAUCGGCUUUAAGUACUCCAAUAAUGACACGAUCAAUAGCAACUUUAUCGAUAAUGUAGACCUCAGGUACCACUCUAAAGCUAAUUGGCACAAUCAAGGGCCCCUAAGUCAUGAUGUUUUAAUCCCAGAAGACCCAAAAAGAAUCGAAAAAUCUGCCAAUGAGAAUCACUAUCUCAACAAGAAAUAUAAGCAAAACCUCCUUGAAACUCACCACAAAGAUGGCGACCAGGCUCAAGUCUCAAGUGGCGUUGAAGUACUAGAAACCAAAGUUCUCGAUUCCACCAAGAAAGAAGCAUUUUCUGAAAAACCGAGUCAUGCAAGGUCAUCUAAAUCUAUGCACAGCUGCUUAGAUUCUAACUCUGAUGCAAAAUCAGCCAUUGCUUACCCAAGAAUGAUGAUUAAAAAGCACCAAGAAGCUGGAACUGUAAAGUUGUCAUAUAGCAAAAACCCUAAAAACUAUCAUUUUCUUCAAAAAGCCUAUGGGAUCCAAUCAAUGCCGUUCAAGAGUUCAGAGACAAAGCACACAUAUCGAGAGACGAUGCUCAAACAAAAUAAGGGACAUUUGGUAUAUAAUGAGCUACCGAAAGACACUCGCUCAGCCAAUCUUGCUAAGGCAAGUCCAGUAAAGCCCAGCAAAAAUACCAAUCCAAAAGAUACCCCUUCAGCUAACAGAACUAGAUAUGCCAAACGGAACAAGAGCAGUAACAUAAAGUGGAAUUAUGCCAAGAAUAAGGAAGAAAAGAGCCUAAAAAUAGCACUUGCCAGAUCCAAGAAGACCAUCCAAAGAACGAAAUGGGUUGUCUAA